AUGGCUACAGUCCAAAUUGCUUCAGAUGACCAGAAACCUAAACGGGGCCGCCCAAGAGGUGGCAAAGCGGACAUCGCAGAGAAACGCCGCCAACAACUGCGCUUAGCACAGAGAGCCUAUCGCGACCGGAAAGAAAAUACAAUUAAUGAGCUCCAAAAGCGCGUAGAGGACCUCACAGGCCAAAUCGAACAGAUCAACCAGUCUUUCAUCGACUUCAGUGACCUCUUAUUGGAAUCGAAUGUGCUGGCAGAACAUCCCAGCUUGAUAUCAUCCCUGGGAUGCCUGACUCGAAAAUGCAUUUCAUUGGCGCAGAAUAUGUACGAUGGCGAGGGCGACGCUCCAAUUAAUUAUUCCAAAAGCCUCGAGUCGCCGAGUGCGAACAUACUUCAACGCGGUGUCGACUCAGAUGAGACUCCGACAAGGGAUAUGACUGCCUCAGACCUACACGACUACACCAAAUAUUCGUCUCCAACAUCAUCCAAGUGGCUGAAGCCAUCAACGAGCAGCUCACCGCAAGGACUUCACCAAGAUAAUCCAAGCGCCAUUUCAGAAGCACCUCUGGCAACGAUCGAAGUGUCGCCUCCAAGUGUCGGCCUUCAACCACCACUAUUCGUACCAUAUUCACCUCCAGUAGAGGCCGGACGCGUCGAUUUUAUAAAAACCCUCGUGCAGCGCUGCUGCCGCGGCGCAUAUUCUUUACUGGUCAACCCGGAGGUCAACAUUCCGAAAGUGGAAAUGGUAUUUGGCUCGAUACCUCUAUCCCCAGCCCGAAAUGCUAUCAUUUCGUCCCUCUAUUAUGUCGCAAGUGUGGGAGAAGAAAACGACAUUGCACUCAGGGCUAAUGUCCUUGCUAAGCUGCGGGAACAGCUAACCCGAGAGCCAAUGGAGAAUUCUGAGGCUUCGGCCAGAGCGUGGGAUAUCGCUUUCGGGUCUGUUUCGGGAACGGAAUGGCUGGAUGCAAAUCAGGUAUUGAAGCUCCUGGUUGCGAAGGGCAUUCAGGCUCGGGGAAAUGACUUGUUCAUUCCCAUUCAGCAUGCAGGCAUUGGAGUAGCUCCUGAAUCUGCAUUUCUUUUUGAUAUGGCCACGUUCAUUAAAGCUAUAUCUGUUCGGGCAAUUUGCAUGUGCCCAGGCCCGGCUUUUAGGCGGCGAGACAUCGAGAACGUGCUAGACUUCUUGGUUGCACAUUAUGGGACGAUUAACAGACAGCAUCUAUAG
Molecule: messenger RNA, 1215 nt
Organism: Penicillium chermesinum
Lineage: Eukaryota; Fungi; Ascomycota; Eurotiomycetes; Eurotiales; Aspergillaceae
Product: bZIP transcription factor
Exons: 3
Coding region: 1-1215 (404 amino acids)
Biological process (GO): regulation of DNA-templated transcription
Molecular function (GO): DNA-binding transcription factor activity
Source: RefSeq, a predicted model, not a curated record